AUGUGUUACGUGGGUAAAGCAACAAAGAUCUUCAUCUUCAUUGUUACUGCUUUGGUUGUUACCGGUCUGAUCUUAGGAUUUGGUCUCUUACGCCACCGUCACAGUAACAACAACAACACUAAAUGCUCAGAUGAAUCUUGCAGUUCUUCUUCUGGGAAUUUCCCGACACCCAAUUUCAAUUCUCCUCCUUAUUCUCCGGAAAAUCCCAUUUCUCCACCAGCUCCUCCAGCACAAUCAGAAUCACCACCGGUAACAAAUCCAACACCUCCUCCUCCGUCGCCUGAUUCCAGCUCCAGCUCCAAUACACCUCCUCCUCCUCCGCCUGAUUCUAGCUCUAACACUCCUCCUCCUCCUCCAACGCCGCCAUUGAUGCAGUCUCCGCCGCCACCUCCGCCGCAGAGUGUGGCGGAGCCGCCCACACCUACUAUGCCUGGUUCGGCGUUAGUGAGUCCAGGUCCUGUACAUGCUAUUUUCUAG
This is a messenger RNA of Trifolium pratense (red clover), 477 nucleotides long. RefSeq names its product sulfated surface glycoprotein 185-like. The transcript has a single exon. NCBI's taxonomy places the organism in Eukaryota, Viridiplantae, Streptophyta, Magnoliopsida, Fabales, Fabaceae. The record is from RefSeq and is a predicted model, not a curated record. The coding region runs from base 1 to 477 and encodes 158 amino acids.